ACGCUUCAUUUGUUAUUAAUCGUGUCUUACUUCCUCAUAUGUUUUUGUUACAACCAACAUAAACGGGCAUAUCUACUGAUUAUACCACUUGCUAAAUAGAUUUACCUCCAACUGUCAAUUAACAUCCGGCAUGGGUACUGGUACGGCAGAGAAGAAUUCCCAUAAUUUCCUGAGCUCUCUUAUUAUCCUCCUCUUAUAAAACAAAAAACUCUCUUUCUCUCAGUCUCUCACACACACAGACACACAAAACUUCAUUAAUCCUUCCUCCGCCAUGGAAAUUUCCUACCUCCUCUAUUUCAUCCUCUUCCUCCUCUCCUAUCCGCUGGCAAAAUACUUCCUCAAACCCAAAACCGGAAGCCUCCCGCUCCCACCGUCCCCCGCCUUCCCACUGCCAAUCCUCGGCCACCUCCACCUCCUCCGCAAACCUCUCCACAGAACCCUCGCCGCCCUCUCCGCCAAACACGGCGGUGGCGCCACCCUCCUCCGCUUCGGCUCCCGCCGCGUCCUCCACGUGUCCUCCCCUUCCCUCGCCGAGGAAUGCUUCACCAAAAACGACGUCGCAUUCGCCAACCGCCCCGGCCUGCUCGCCGGGAAGCACCUCGGCUACAACUUCACCACCCUCGUGUGGGCCCCUUACGGCCACCACUGGCGCAACCUCAGGCGCGUCGCCACAAUCGAGAUCCUCUCCACCACCCGCAUCCACAUGCUCCAACAAAUCCGCGUCGACGAGACGCGCGCCACGCUCCUGAGGCUCUUCGAGAAAUCCACCUCCGCCAGCGGCGUCGCCGUCGUGGACAUGAAGUCGAUGUUCUUCGAGCUGACCAUGAACGUGAUGAUGAGGAUGAUCGCCGGGAAGAGGUAUUAUACUGGGGGCGCCGGCGGCGAGGAGGAACUGGAGGAGGCGAAGAUGUUUAAGGAGAUUGUGGAGGAGACGAUGGAGCUGAGCGGCGCUACCAACGUCGGGGAUUUUGUGCCGGUUUUGAGGUGGGUUGGUUUGAAUAAGGGGGAGAAGAGAUUGGCGGCGCUGCAAGGGAAGAGGGACGGGUUCAUGCAGAAGUUGAUUGAAGAGCGGAGGAGGAGGAGCGUGACGGCGGCGCGUGGGGGUUCCGGUGAGGGUGGGCAUAAGACUAUGACGGAUGUGCUGCUGGGAUUGCAGGAGACGGAGCCGAAGUACUACACUGACGAUAUAAUUCGAGGCUUGAUGCUAAGUCACAAUAUGAUCUAA
Linum tenue is the source of this 1225-nucleotide messenger RNA. NCBI's taxonomy places the organism in Eukaryota, Viridiplantae, Streptophyta, Magnoliopsida, Malpighiales, Linaceae. The record is from the annotation of a GenBank genome assembly.